Molecule: messenger RNA, 1347 nt
Organism: Agelaius phoeniceus (red-winged blackbird)
Lineage: Eukaryota; Metazoa; Chordata; Aves; Passeriformes; Icteridae
Gene: FOXS1
Product: forkhead box S1
Biological process (GO): regulation of transcription by RNA polymerase II; anatomical structure morphogenesis; cell differentiation
Molecular function (GO): RNA polymerase II cis-regulatory region sequence-specific DNA binding; DNA-binding transcription factor activity, RNA polymerase II-specific
Source: RefSeq, a predicted model, not a curated record
AUGCAGCCGGACCUCCCCGUCGGCGACGCGGCGCUGCGCAGCCCCCCGGCCCCUGAGCCGGCCGGCGGCGCCUUCCCCAGCGCUGAAGCCACCAAGCCACCCUACAGCUACAUCGCCCUCAUCACCAUGGCCAUCCAGAGCGCGCCCGAGCAGCGCAUCACCCUCAGCGGCAUCUACCGCUACAUCAUGGGCCGCUUCACCUUCUACCGCGAGAACAAGCAGGGCUGGCAGAACAGCAUCCGCCACAACCUCUCCCUCAACGAGUGCUUCGUCAAGGUGCCCCGUGACGACAAGAAGCCGGGAAAGGGCAACUACUGGACCCUCGACCCCGACUGCUACAACAUGUUUGAGAACGGCAGCUUCCUGCGGCGCCGCCGGCGCUUCACCAGGAAGAAGGGUCUCCGGGAUGCGCCAGGCACUGAGGGGGACGAGGGGCGUGGGAAGACCCUCAGGCAGCCUGGGCAAGGGCUGCCCGCUGCCCCGCUGCCGGAGGAAGGGAAGGCAGAGGGGGCCUACAGCUCGCGGUCGGCCACAGGACGCCUGCCGAGCCCCGCCGCUCUCCCUGAGGGUGCCGGGGUGCCGGGGUGCGCCGAGCCCUGGGCCCGCCGUCAGCCGCCCAAGGCCAGGCAGCCCUGCCUGUACCUGCCGGAGGUGGCACAGCCCAAGGGGCCGUUCCUCACGGCCGCCGAGAGCCGCCCGCCCAAGGAGACUGUCUUCGGGGGGCUGCCGGCGGCGCUGCAGCUGCCCCGGCCAGGUCAGUACCCAUUGCCCGGUGAGCGCCCGGCCCAGCAGCAGCACCCUGCCCUGCUGCCCGCCCUGCUGCCCACCCAGCACAGGGACCCCCCGCAGGACUCGCCGGCCACCCCAGACACCCCCCCAGAGCAGCUGGAGGGCAAGGAGCUGGCUGCCCCCGGGUUGGGGCCGUGCCAGCCGUUCGGGCAGGUGCCACCUGCGUUCCCUGGCAACCUCCUGGGCACGGGCAAGCCCCCUCCAUCCUGCUUCCUGGAGGGAGAGGGCUACACGCAGCCCCACCUGCCCGUGUUCGGCUCCUUCAGCCGGCCGGGCCCCGAGGCGCUGGGCAGCAGCUACCAGUGCCGGGUGCAGGCGCUGAGCUUCUGCGUGAAGGAGCGGCCCUGCGGCGCGGCGCUGGAGCAUCUGCUGGCCGCAGCGCCCCCGGCCUCCACCGCCCCCCGGCAGCCACCCUUCGGGGCCAUGGGGCCACGGGCAGGUGAGCAGAAGGAGCCGUGGGGCCCAGGCACCACGAUCCCACUGCAGGGGGGUAAUGGCUACCCCCUGGGGCUGCCCCCCUGCCUCUACCGCACUCCCGGCAUGUUCUUCUUCGAGUGA